UGCAGAGGGAGAAGGCGAAAGGGUUUUCUUCGACUGUGUGUUGCGUGAGAGAGUAAACUUACAUGAGAAGCUUCUGCGUAUAUUUCCAUUAAUAAAAAAAAAAGUAGGAAGAAGAAGAAGAAGAAGCCUUUCGGGUUUCGUAGAAGAUAAAUGAGAAUAUUAAUAGUUUAAGGAGAAUUUUUAAUUUUUUAGUGGGGAAAGGGGUUUUCGUGAAGAGAAGUUUGAUCCUUUUGCGCCUGGGAUAAUUCCUCGGCUUUGACACUCGUCUCUUCACGCAAUCGCGUUCGUUUGUCGUAUCACGUCUUCUAGGGUUUGCUUACUUUUUUUUCCCCUUUUAAUUGAAAAAAAAAGAAAGAGAUUUGUUCUGUGUACGUAGGCGAAAGAGGUGGGAUAUUGAUUUGGUUGAAUAGAAGCGCUAGAUUUGGUUGAAUUGGAGGAUAAUUCGUGGUGGGUACUUGCAAAAGUGUUAUCGAUUUUGAGCUGACGCUGGAUUCUGACUUUGUGUGUCUCCUGGUCAUAAUCAGGUCUUGAUGCUUGGGUUUUAAGGUCUAUACAUCAAAAGCUCGGAGAUUUGGCAAUCUGAAUUUUGGUCAAGGAUCGUAGAUUUCGAAAAGCCUUGUCCUUCUACAGAUUCGUGGUUGGGAUUUGUGUUGGAGAGGUUUUUAAUUUGGCAGCCUUUGCCUAAUUGAUUUGGUAACUUGGGAUUCUGCGGUGGAGGAUUUUGGGUCUUUGGUGGGUACGAUGAGCGCAAGCUUCACUGAGAGCUUCGCCGAUGAUGGCAAGCUUAUGCUCUGUGUGGCUGAGAAUGGCCACUCAUUUCCAUUUGAAUGCAGCGAGACAACUUCAGUUGAAUCUGUGAUGCGUUUCGUUGAAUCUGUGUCUGGUAUUGGCUUCUCCGAUCAGCUUCUUCUCUCCCUGGACAUGAAACUUGAGCCGCAAAAGCUGCUUUCUGCGUUCGGGCUUCCUGCAAGUGAUCGAGAAGUGUUUAUUUUCAACAAGGCGAUGCUGCAAAGCAACUCUCAUCCGCCAUCACCGGAAGAUGUAGAUUUACAAGAAGUUGAUGAUGCCUUACCACCGGCUUCAUUGCAUGAUCCUCAUCCAUUGGACGAUGCAUCAGAUCCGGCUUUAAAGGCUUUACCUAUGUAUGAGAGGCAAUUUCGAUACCAUUUCCAUAAAGGCCGCACCAUCUACAACUGUACGGUUGUGAAGCAUGAGAAUUGCGAGAGGUUAACGAGAGAGCAAAAGGUUCAACAGCGAGCUGUUGAAGUUGCUACGAGGAAUCUGGAACAGUAUUACAGGGUGAUCUAUCAGAAUUUUCUUGAGUUUAUGAAGCGUUAUAAGCAUCAACACCGCCUCCACUCUGAUUUGCUGAUGAAUUUUGGAAGGGAUAUUGAGAAAUUGAGGUCAGCUAAGAUUCACCCUUAUCUGCAAACUGAUUCCAGGAAAUGCUUAUUGGACUUUGUCAAGGAAGAUAACCUCAAAAAGGCGGUGGAGAAUUGUGCAAGCUCUCACAGGCAAUUUGAGAACAAGAUUGCACAGUUCCAGCAGCUGUUUGUCGAGGUCAAGCGCAAGGUGGAGGAGUUGUUUGCUUGCAGGGCUUCCUUAUCGAUGAAGAACUUAGAAGGGACUAUUAAGGAUCACGAACGCUUCAUUAAUGAGCAAAAGAGCAUAAUGCAAUCUCUCAGCAAAGAUGUCAAUACGGUUAAGAAGCUCGUGGAUGAUUGCAUGUCUAGCCAAUUGUCCUCAUCUCUCCGACCUCAUGAUGCUGUUUCAGCCCUGGGUCCUAUGUACGAAGUGCAUGACAAAAAUCACCUUCCCAGGAUGCAGGCUUGUUAUAACUCCAUUUCAGAAUUGCUGGAUUUCUGCAAGAACAAGAAGAAUGAGAUGAACAGUUUUGUACACAGUUACAUGCAAAAGAUAACAUACGUUACAUAUAUCAUCAAAGAUGCUAAGUUACAGUUUCCUGUUUUCAGAGAGGCAAUGUUGCGUCAGGAUGACUUAUUUGCAGACCUGAAGUUAGUCCGUGGUGUUGGCCCCGGUUAUAGGGCCUGCCUCGCAGAGGUGGUGAGAAGAAAAGCCUCUAUGAAGCUUUACAUGGGCAUGGCUGGGCAAUUGGCAGAGAAGCUUGCGAUGAAGAGGGAAACAGAGGUCAGGAGACGUGAGGAGUUUCUUAAAACACAUGGUCCCUUUGUACCUCGUGACGUGUUGUCCUCAAUGGGUUUAUAUGACACUCCCACUCAGUGUGAUGUCAAUGUCGCUCCUUAUGAUACUAGUUUGAUCAAUAUUGAAAUCGCAGACGUUGAUCGGUAUGCUCCCGAGUAUCUAGUUGGGUUACAUUCAAAGGUCACAUCCUCAAGGAGUUCACUGGGCAUGUCUAGUGAUAGUUCGCUUUCCGCUGAGACUGAGGAGAUAGUUGUAGACUCUUUAGACAAAGACAGCUUUGAUGAUAUCCUAGCGGCCUCUGAAUUAAUUGAGAUAGCUGGAACCAGCAAGAUGGAAGUUGAGAAUGCAAAACUAAAAGCUGACCUUGCUUCUGCAAUCUCUCGGAUUUGUUCAUUAGGCCCACAAGUUGAAUAUGAUGUGCUGGAUGAAAGUGAAGUAGAAAAUUUGUUGAAAAAUGCCGAAGAGAAGACAACAGAGGCACUGCAAGCCAAGGAUGAGUAUGAGAAACAUCUCCUAUCUAUGCUCAAGGAAAAACAAAGGCAUUGUGAUUCAUAUGAGAAGCGCAUCCGUGAAUUGGAACAGCGUCUCACCGAUGAGUAUCUACACGGACAGAGACAUGUUAAUAAUAAGGAUGCGUCUGGCUCAAACCUGAUGCAUGAAAAAGUUACUGAGUACAAAGGAGAAGCUUCAGGUGACGUGGAAGGCAACAAAACUCAUGUAUCUGGUUCGGAGCCCAUGGAUGAGGUCUCUUGUGUUUCAAUUCUUUCUAGCAAGCAGCCAUGUAAAGCUCGCGAAGGUAUGGAUGAGAAUAUGGUGGAUUCCUCUCUGGUGCUCAGUCAUCCGCUUGAUUCGUCGAUGCUGGAAAGCCAGCAAAACAAUGAGAAAGGUGGAAAGGAUAAUGUGGUAGGCGAUAUGGGUGUGUUUCUAAGUAACAGUUCGUCAGCCGAGAGCCCACCAAAAUCUUUAGAUAAUAAUGUGGCAACUGGCGUAGGUUUAGAUACCAAACACAGUGAUACUAUUAUAUUGGAACUUAGAAAUGAGCUGAUGGAGAAGUCCAAUAAACUGAGUGAAACAGAGUCCAAGCUAAAUGGUGCUAUGGAAGAGGUAGCCAGUCUGAGCAGAGAGUUGGAAAUGAAUCAGAAGCUUCUCGAAGAAUCCCAGAUGAACUGUGCGCAUUUGGAGAACUGCUUACAUGAAGCAAGAGAAGAAGCCCAGACCCAUCUUUGUGCUGCUGAUCGUAGAGCUUCUGAGUACAAUGCACUUCGUGCAUCAGCUGUGAAGAUGCGAGGUCUCUUUGAAAGAUUCCGGAGCUCUGUCUGUGCUGGUGGUGGGGUUGCUGGUUUUGCUGAUUCCUUGCGUACUUUGGCUCAAGCUUUAACCAACUCCAUUAAUGACAAUGAAGAUGAUGGCACUGUUGAGUUCCGGAAAUGCAUCCGAGUCCUGGCAGACAAAGUUGGCUUCCUCUCCAAACACCGGGAGGAAUUACUUGAGAAGUGCCGAAAUCUUGAAGCUACAAGUGAACAGACAAGAAAGGACUUGGAGGAGAAGAAAGAACUGGUGAAAACGUUGUAUACUAAGCACCAACUUGGGAAGCAGGCGAAUAAGGAAAAGAUAUCAUUUGGCCGUCUUGAAGUUCAUGAGAUAGCAGCAUUUGUGCUAAACCAAGCAGGUCAUUACGAGGCAAUUAACAGGAACUGCCCAAAUUACUACUUGUCAUCUGAAUCCGAGGCAUUGUUCACAGAUCACCUCCCAAACCGGCCUACAUACAUUGUGGGACAGAUUGUCCACAUCGAGCGCCAAGCAGUGAAGCAACCAUCACCACUUUCAGCUUCUGCAUCUCCCGACGCGGGUAAGACAGAUUAUCUCGGCUCAGAGCAGGGCUCAAGAACUCUGGCAUCAAGCUCAGUGUCAACAUCAUCUUCAGGAACAACAACGACAAACCCUUAUGGUCUCUCUACAGGAUGUGAAUACUUCAUAGUGACAAUAGCAAUGCUUCCUGACACUGCUAUUCAUCAACAAGCUUCCUGACACUGCUAUUCAUCAACAAGCUUCCUGAUCCUUUUGCUUGUUCUCAAGCCAAAUAGAGGUGAGGGAAGAAACCCCCCCCCCCCCCCCCCC
Molecule: messenger RNA, 4281 nt
Organism: Eutrema salsugineum
Lineage: Eukaryota; Viridiplantae; Streptophyta; Magnoliopsida; Brassicales; Brassicaceae
Product: autophagy-related protein 11
Exons: 5
Coding region: 742-4191 (1149 amino acids)
Biological process (GO): autophagy of peroxisome; positive regulation of protein phosphorylation; reticulophagy
Cellular component (GO): phagophore assembly site membrane; Atg1/ULK1 kinase complex; extrinsic component of membrane
Molecular function (GO): protein kinase binding; molecular adaptor activity
Source: RefSeq, a predicted model, not a curated record